Molecule: messenger RNA, 600 nt
Organism: Ochotona curzoniae (black-lipped pika)
Lineage: Eukaryota; Metazoa; Chordata; Mammalia; Lagomorpha; Ochotonidae
Product: cytochrome c oxidase subunit 7B, mitochondrial
Exons: 3
Coding region: 238-483 (81 amino acids)
Biological process (GO): mitochondrial electron transport, cytochrome c to oxygen
Source: RefSeq, a predicted model, not a curated record
UCCCUGAGGGGAAGCUACCACAGGACGUGCUCCUCGCGCCAAGUUCCCGCGCUGGAAGGUGGGCGGGGAGUGCGUUUGGCUCCACGCCAUUUUGUUCCAUCUUCUCGUCUACUCCUGAAGCUGUCGGAAGCUAAAUCUUAAGGUGGUGAGGCAAACAACUGGACUGCAGAGCACCUACAAGGUCUCUUUGCCACAAGAAAAACAAGUAGCUGCCAGCAGCUGCAAGCCCAUCACAUCAUGAUGUUUCUUUUGGUCAAAAAUGCACUUAGUGGGCUCAAGAUUCGAAACAUUCAGCAAAUUAUGGCAAGGCAGAACCACACGAAAUGCUCCCUGGAUUUUCAUGAGAAAUAUGGCAAUGCUGUGCUAGCCAGUGGGGCGGCUUUUUGUGUUGUCACGUGGGGUUUCUUAACCACCCAGAUGGGAAUAGAAUGGAACCUAUCCCCUGUUGGCAGAGUUACCCCCGUGCAGUGGAAUGAGGAGUAACUGUCUCAGUUGCUCUAACAGAAUUGUCUCAAAAACAACUUGUCAUGUAAACAUUUCUGCUGUUCAUUAAAGAGAAAGUAAUUGAAGAAAUAAAAUACUGUCAGUCUUUGAAAAUAA